Molecule: messenger RNA, 3009 nt
Organism: Myzus persicae (green peach aphid)
Lineage: Eukaryota; Metazoa; Arthropoda; Insecta; Hemiptera; Aphididae
Product: leucine-rich repeat-containing protein 49
Exons: 10
Coding region: 355-2907 (850 amino acids)
Molecular function (GO): protein binding
Source: RefSeq, a predicted model, not a curated record
AAGGAUUAAGAAGUCUACUAAGGUAAAGAUUGUAUUGAAAAUGUAUUUGAUAUAACAUCAUUAAACGCAGUGGUAUAAUACCAAUAAAUAUAAAUUUAAUCAAAACCUCGUAAAUUAGGAAGUUAUAUCUAUGAUGUACGUAUAUAAUGUAUAUUUAUGUUUUUUUUAAAUUUAAUAAAUCAGGUAAUUUUUGGCAUGGUAGGGAUGUCGCCGACCUUUGUUGAACGUAAAUAAAAAUCGACCAAGUUUUAUUAUAAGUAGAAGGGGCCUGGCACAACAAUCAUGACAUGGUGCCGUGCUAGAACCCUUUUAUACAAAUCGAAAUGACUACACACACGCUAUAGGUACUUUGCUAUGGCGACAAAUACACAAAUGGCUGAUUUUAUGUCGUCGAACAACGGAAUUUUGAACCACGAGAACCCCGAUUUUGCCAUAUUUGGAAUAAACAAUACCGAACCCACCGAUGGCAGUUUAAACCCACAGCGUAGACAAACAUGCACAAACAUUCCAUUACUACCCGCAGCUUUGCAGCCUCGACUUCAUCAGAAACGAUCGUCUAUAGUGAACAAUAAUAACAAUUUAAAUGAAAACAUGAGCAACACAAAUUUGGUGUCAUUACAAACAUUGACAGAUGGGAAAAUUCAAGCUACUAGGUCUCAAUGUGUCAAGAGUCGUAAUCCAGAACGAAUGAGUUUAGAUAGACGAGGUUUGAUGAGCGUGCCUGUAAUUACCGGUGAAGCUCGACUUCGACUGUUAUCAAUGCAACACAAUUUACUUACAAAAUUAGAUGGUAUUUCUGCAGCAGGUUUGUCUAGACUUGUUUUCUUGGACGUUUAUGGUAACCAACUGGAGAGAAUUACAGGUCUCGAAAGCUUGAACAAUCUACGUGUUCUUUUGUUAGGAAAAAAUCGAAUUAAACGCAUUGAGGGUUUGAAAACGUUACAUCGAUUAGAAGUUCUAGAUUUGCACGGCAACCAAUUAACUCAGGUAGGUGGACUGCAAAGUCAAGGCGAGUUAAAAGUUUUAAAUUUGGCUGGUAAUCAAAUCAAACUAUUGGGUUCGUUGGACCUUGCUGGUCUGAGAUCGUUACGAGAACUUAAUCUCCGAAGAAAUCGUUUAAAAUGUCUUUUAGGAUUUUCAGAGACUCCACAAUUAACGAAACUUUUUCUAAGCAACAAUGAAAUUAACACUAUUGACGAUAUGCCGAGUUUGGUGCAUUUAAAUAAGCUCCAAGAAUUAGCUAUUGAUAACAAUCCUGUAUCGGCUGUAGACGAAUGUGUAUCAUUCUUGGUGUCACAUCUAUCUCAGCUUCAAGCACUGAAUCGUACUCAGGUGACCGAUCAGAUGAGACGCACAGCUGUGAUCUGGAAAGAAACUCGAGAAAGCCUUAAAUGUGUAGCAGCAAAUUCUAUGCAAGAGCCAGGGAAAAAAGGUCGCGAUAAUAUAAUAUACAAUGCUAAAUCUAAUUGGGAACAAAUGCGUUCUCAGCACUGUGUGUAUCCCAAUUUAGCAACUUCGCUGAAGGACCUAAGAAGCUCAACGGAAACAGAAGACGGUACUAAAAGUGAUUCUGCUUUAUGUAAAAAUUCGUUGGAAGAUAAUCAUGAAACAGCAACUGCAGAACAACGGAAAAAGAAAAUGUACUUUUUAUACAAGAAUAGAACAUUUGUCGAAAAGAAGCUUUGUCGUCGUCCAACCACAGACAAAAGCGACACAGAACCUGUAACUAGACUACCACCAAUAUUGAACCAGUAUCUUAAUCAAAGUCCAACUUCCAAAAGAAAAUCUGAAUUUAGACAAAACGAGAGCAGUAGUUUAGAAAUGUAUCCGUCUGAUCAGAGCGUACAAAGUAAAAUGAGUGUUUCCAGCUUAGGGAAUGUGGACGCUUCUAGUAGUGAUGAUGAUACCAGUAGCAGUUGUGAAUCAUCUUCAGAAGAAAAAAUCACCAAAGAGCCAGCUAUCAAUACUCGACCAAUAAAAAGUGCUAAUCCUAGAAUGUCAGCUCCCAUAAUAAGUGAUCAGCAAGAAAAUAGUUUUAGACCAUCAACAUCCAGACCAAAACCAAAAGGAAAUGGUUCAAAUCUAAAAGAUAAAAAUAAAGAGCAAGGUGGUGAUUAUUUAGUCGAAAUAACAGGAAAGUUCUUAAACGUAUACGGGCAGGGCAGCUUACGGUACAUAGACAAACCUUGGAAUCAAUCAAAAUCGAAUGAUGUUUCAACAAUUAAAUUCAAUUAUGUUAGUUUCAAUUCUUUAGUGCCAGUUUUUUCUAAGAUAAAAAAUCGUUUCCCCAAUGCGGAAAACUAUUUUUUUCGUGACACAAAUAUUUACUGCCUCGGUCAGUUGAAUGCUCUGGCUGAUUUACAAGGAUUAGUUUCUUUGUACAUUCACGAAGAUGGAAACCCUAUUACUCGAAAAGAAUGGCAUUCUUAUGCAAUUUAUAGGUUAUCUCACUGGGGAUUAAAAUUUGUAAAUGACAAAGAGGUGGAUGAACCUCAAAUAGCCAAAUCAAUGGAUACUUUCAAAGGGCUGAGUAAUUUGGUUUUAUACUCACUGCCGGAAUCACUGUUGACACCGUUGCUCAAUAAAUUACAAUUAGAUUAUAGUACCGAAGAAAGCGCUUGUAAAUGGUUAAAGUCAUCGGACCCAGCUUUACGCAAUGUCGUUUGCAAAGAAGCAUUGCAGUGGCGUAAAAAUGGAAAUGCUCAGGAUGAAUGUAUUUGGAGACACAAAGGACUAGUCCAUUUCAAUUCAUUGAUCAACACUACGUGUCUAGCAAUGGCAAAGCUGAUUUUAUUAGAACAGGAAUGGCCUAUUGUGCUCAAAGAACUCAUACAAAACACAUUAGUCGAUUACUCACAACUUGAAGAAUACAUGAAAAGGAAAUUAAACGAUUUACGACCUACUUAAAAUCGAUUAAUUUGUGUCGUGUAGCUUCAGUCUAUACGUGCAACAAAAUAAAUUGUAAAUUACAAUAAUUAAUAAUUAUACUCAUUAAUUUUAUACAUAUUA